GUAAGAAAGGGGUUGUGACGAGUGUACGAUAACGGAUUCCAAUUUUUAUACUUCUAUUUUGAUUUUGUUCAUAAUUUUAUUCAUGCUGAUUUAUAAAUAUACAAAGUUUAAAUUAAAAAGUCUGUUUAGUUUAAAACUUGUUAUACUACUUAAAAACAAAUGACUCAUCCUAGCUAAAGGUAGGCCUGUUUUAUUACCCACUCCACUUGAAACACAAUGGAACACAAAGAAACAGGGUUUCUUUAUCUAGAGAUACCGUGCUGAUGAACGUUGCCCAAUCAUUCAUGUUACUAUAUCUAUAUCUGUAAUUCCCUUAUCAAUGCUUGCAACUGGAAUCGGUGUAAUAUAUGUGUGAUAUAUAGCAACGAUGUCGGUGGCCGGUCUUCGACAAUGUCUGCUGCUCUGGAGCGUCGACUACUGGAACUUGGAAGUCAUGGCUGACAAUGUCUUCAAGUCGCACGAUAUCGGGCUGCGGGCGCAGAAGAAAAUCCUCUCACGCAUGGCCACCAAAAACAUUGCGAAGGCCUUCAUCGACGGGACAACGGCCUCGCUGCUGGACAACCUGUACAGGCUCUGCAAGAUGCACACCGGCAACAAGGCCAAGGCGGAGAAGCUGAUCAAGAACAUCAUCAAGAUCGUGAUCAAGAUCGGUGUUCUCCACCGUAACAAUCAGUUCAGCGAGGAGGAGUUGCAGAAGGCGGAGAACUUUAAGAGAAAGUUUCAGAACACCCAGCUCUCCAUCAUAUCAUUCUACGAAGUGGACUUUACGUUCGACCUGGCCUACCUGCAAAAGUCCAUAGCCGAGUCGCAGAUGGCCCUCAAGUCGAUUGUGCAGCCGCAUCUCACAGAGAAAUCUCUGGGCCGCAUCGACGAGGUGUUCGAUUUCUUUGGCGAGGAGGCGCUGCUGGAAACGGCUUUCCGAUCGGACUCCCCGUACCGCGAGGUGAUGGGAAAGAUCGUGGCCGACAUUAAUGCCGCCAUGGAAACGGGGGAUAUCUGAGGAGAUCCGGCAAACGAACUGAGCUGUCAUUGCGUGCUAUGAACGAAAGGCUAUCUAUCGAAACCAAAAACGCAGCCAGUAGCUAGUUGCAAAUGGAAAAUGCUUGCUUAAGAGCUCACCCACCAACACCAAAAUACAAAAUCUAGAUAUAGCUAUAGGAACAGCAACGACAGUGGGGGAAAGGCUGCGAAAAAUG
This is a messenger RNA of Drosophila takahashii, 1196 nucleotides long. The record is from RefSeq and is a predicted model, not a curated record. NCBI's taxonomy places the organism in Eukaryota, Metazoa, Arthropoda, Insecta, Diptera, Drosophilidae.